AUGGCGGACAUACUCAAGGAACAAUUGAAUGCUAUUAACCAGCGAAAUACGUCCACCAGCGUACCCAAAGAGAAGAACGAUGAAGAAAAAACCCAGAAGCUGUCAAAAGGCAUUGUACUGGAUAAGGAUGGCAAGCCCUGCCGAACCUGCACCUCCAUCGCAGACUGGCGGGCGUUGACGAAGAUGAAAGCCGGUGCUCCAUCCAAUACAUCAUCACCUUCCCCCAAUUCCUCCUCAAUAGCAAGUGCAGCAUCCGCAGCCCUCCCCAGUACAUCAAACACAGAUUCUACAUCCGAAAUACCCAGCGAUUGCCCGGCAGAUGUUGAGGCGUUAGGCCGAAGUACUUGGACCCUCUUACAUACCAUGGCCGCAACAUACCCUACCACUGCAUCACCCCAGCAGCAAAACGAAAUGGGCCAAUUUAUGACCUUAUUUUCAAAGUUAUACCCAUGCUGGGUAUGCGCCGAUGACCUGCGGACCUGGAUGAAUCAUCCAAGCGGUGCUAAUAAGCCUAAGCUCAGUGGACGUGCGGAUUUCGGUAACUGGAUGUGUCUUGCUCACAAUGAGGUAAAUCGGAAGUUAGGGAAGAAGGAGUUCGAUUGCUCCAAGUGGGAAGAGAGAUGGAGAACCGGGUGGAAGGAUGGGAGAUGCGAUUGA
Nannizzia gypsea CBS 118893 is the source of this 657-nucleotide messenger RNA. RefSeq names its product FAD-linked sulfhydryl oxidase ALR. Gene Ontology annotation, molecular function: flavin-dependent sulfhydryl oxidase activity; flavin adenine dinucleotide binding. The transcript is spliced from 2 exons. NCBI's taxonomy places the organism in Eukaryota, Fungi, Ascomycota, Eurotiomycetes, Onygenales, Arthrodermataceae. Gene Ontology annotation, cellular component: mitochondrion. Bases 1 to 657 code for a protein of 218 amino acids. The record is from RefSeq and is a predicted model, not a curated record.